Neospora caninum is the source of this 945-nucleotide messenger RNA. RefSeq names its product putative 46 kDa FK506-binding nuclear protein. The record is from RefSeq and is a predicted model, not a curated record. Lineage: Eukaryota; Apicomplexa; Conoidasida; Eucoccidiorida; Sarcocystidae. Bases 1 to 945 code for a protein of 314 amino acids. The transcript is spliced from 8 exons.
AUGUUUUACGGCGUUGUUGUAAAGCCCGGCCAAACGGUCACUUUGUCUCCCGAAGAUGGCGGCGAAGUUCUCCAUCUGUCGCAGGUUUGCAUGCCCCAGCCGAAGGACGCGGGCCGGACCUACGUCCAGGUGACCCAGGAAGGCAAGACCUACUCUGUCUGCAUGCUUCAGAAAGACAAACUGGAGUUCACCAACCUCGACCUCUUUCUCUCCACUCGCCAGGGUAUCUCCAUCAAGACCGAGGGUGGGAAGAACGAGGUCCACCUGACGGGCUACUUCGAGCCUGACGCUGAAGGCUUCGACAGCGACGAAGACGAGGAGGACUCUGAAUCCGACAUGGAAGAGAACGUCGUGCACCAUGCGAAAAAGCACAUCCCCACUAAAGGAGGAAAGAUUGAAGACUUGGAUGGCAAUGACGACGAGGAGGAUGAUGAAGAUGAAGAGGAUGACGACGAGGAGGAUGACGAUGAUGAUGACGCUGAGAUGAAGGCCCUCACGGGCGGUGAUGAUGACGAUGAAGACGAGGACGAUGAGGACGAAAAUGAAGGCAGUGAAGAUGACGAAGAUGCUGACGACAUGGAGAACGGCAUUGGCGAAGACUCUGAGGAAGACGACGAAGAGGACGAGGAGGAAGACGAGUCCCCACAAAACAAGAAAGCCAGCAUGGGCGACAAGAAGCGCAAGGCUCUCGAAGCAGCUCAGACCUCAAACAAGAAGGCCAAACCGUCGGCUGCACCAGCUAAAGGCCAGGCUCCCCAGAAGGGAGACGCUGCGGCGUACAAGAGCGCGUUGGUGGAUUUCUUGAAGAAGAACGGCAAGACGCCUCUGGCUACGCUCGGACAAAAAGUGAAGAAGCCCGCUGGAGUUAGCGAGAAGAUGGCACAGUUCCUCAAGGCUAACGCGUCCACCUUCGACGUCUCCAACGGCGUUUGCUCCCUGAAAUAA